UUCGGGGGGUGCCAAAACGAUACUCAGUGCCAUGGCACACAAGAGCAAGGGAAGGAGUGUUGUCGGUUGGGACGGACAGCAGUGGUCUCCAGCCGUGAACAGGGCACGGCCUGGUGGGACGGGAGCGGGAUGGUGUCUCUUUGGAUUUUGGCACGCGCGUUACGCGAGUGCGUUGACUUUUUGUUUGGUGAUACUGUAGUUGGAUGGAUUUUGUUUUUUUGCCGAGUGGCGACAUCGAGGUGCGCGCGCAUGCGGACGCGUCACGCGGUGCCCACUCUCGUCGACUUGAUCGUUCGCAUCCGGCAACAGGCAUGGCUCUAGCUAGUCGUCGGGCGGUGGGAGCAGCCGGCUCCACGGUGGAGUGUACCAGUUGUAUAUUUGUUGAUUCGCAGGUUAACAUCUUGUGUUCCCGUAGCGUGAUGCGGGGUCGUUCGGAAAGAGAGUCAGAGAUCGUUCGCUGGUCGCGUUGUCUCUCCCGCAGAAGCGGAAGCAGUAGAGGAGGUUGUUGUGUUUGGUGGGUACACGUAAUUUUUUCGUGGUAUAAGUAUUUAGUUGGUGGAAGUGACGUUUUGCCUUACAUGUGCAAAGCAUUGCCACGCGGGGCGAUAGGGGAUUGCAUUUAGUUCAUGACGAUAAAUAGAAAAGAGAAAACCAAGAGAACACGUACAGCGGGGUAUGAUAUCGCUGAAAUCCCGCCUUAUGCCGUAACAUGUGCUUUUGGGGAGCGGGGGUGCGUGUGGGAGGGGGAUCAGGUCAGUGCAGAUUGGCGCUGCCUGCAUAUAUCAUACGUCGUUUGGGGCCGUAAAAGAGGCCAGGUGUUGGGUGCUUCAUUGAUAAGGUCUGAUGAGGCGGGCGCUCGCCUUGAGCAUGACGUAGAGAACAAGGUUCGCGAGGCUGACAUGGCGACAUGGUGUACUAUCUUUUUCGCUUUCAAGGCUUGUGGAAUGCGAAGGGUGACGAGGCCGUGGACUCCCGGGGGUGGGCGCGAGCACCACGCCAGUCACCGCCGCCUUCGCUUCCUCAAGCCUUUGGGAUACAUGUUCCGUCGGUAGGUCGUCGUACGUAGAUGCAUUCCAGCACAUUUUUCAGGUCGAGGUACAAGGUAGGUGGGAAGGGCAUUUACACAAGUCUCUGUCGCGCAAGGCCUGUUGGAGUGUUCCCGGGUGAACAUGUAGGGGCAUUCGAUACACGCCGCGCGGAUUGGAGGUUUCAAACCGUGUAGUGCGUGGGGUGCAAGCGUCGCGUUUUGUACUUGGUGUUUUUUAAAUCGUGUGCUGGAAACAUGUGUUUCGUGCUCGGCCAGACGUAGUACGAUCUAUGCAUGCGCUGUCGUAGUUGUUCGGGGGGCUGGCUCUCUUGCGUCUGUAUCUGUCCAUGUCAAUGUCUGUCAAUGUAAUGAAAGACGUGCACACACGCACGUCGUAUGCAAGAUCAGGUUUUGAUGUAAUGCAAAUGCAAGUAUAAGUAUUGCUGCUAAGGUUCGCGCGCGGGAGCGCAUCCAUCUUGC
This is a messenger RNA of Ectocarpus siliculosus, 1507 nucleotides long. NCBI's taxonomy places the organism in Eukaryota, Phaeophyceae, Ectocarpales, Ectocarpaceae. The record is from the annotation of a GenBank genome assembly.